AUGGAAGCGUCGUUCAUUAGAUCUCUACCGUCCGCCGGGAACUUCGCCAACCUCUUACCGACAGGAACUGCCCUCAUGUUCGAAACCCUUAUCCCUUCUUUCUCCAACGGCGGCGAAUGCACCAACAAACCCGCUAAUAAAUUCCUCACCAUUUCCCUCAUCUCCUUUUGCGCCGCGGCUUGCUUAUUCUCCUCCUUCACCGACUCUUUCGUAGGUGAAGACGGUCGCAUUUACUACGGAAUUGCCACAGCGAACGGUCUCUACAUCCUCAACGACUAUCCAGACGAGGACGGUUAUGAUCCGGAAUCCGGCUUAACUGGCGACAAAAAACGGAGAUGCAAGUUGAGUUUUGUCGAUUUCGUGCAUGCUUUUGUGUCCGUUGUCGUGUUCUUGUCGUUAGCCGUAGAGAGUUCGGAUUUUCGGAGGUGUUUGCUCCCUGAGGACGACGGCCAUAGUUGGGGUGGUCAUUUCGUACUUAUGAUCAAGUAUUUUGCGGUUAUGGUGGUGACAGUGGCGAGCUUUUUCUUUGCUAUCUUCCCCACAAAACGAAGAGGCAUCGGAUUUACGGACAUUCGUUGAUUUAUUUGUACAUUUAUUUGUAUAUGUAUAUGCUCGUAUGGUCUUAAAUGAUCUUAAUCACCACUUUAAAAUAAGUGUUAACAAAGAAAAGAAAGCAUCAUAAAUAUCUUAUUCCAUUCAUGAUUGAUCGGUAUCUUAUUCCAUUCACGAUCUCAAACGAGUGAUCGUCUCACACGGUCCAAAAUAAGUUAAAAUAACAA
Camelina sativa (false flax) is the source of this 779-nucleotide messenger RNA. The record is from RefSeq and is a predicted model, not a curated record. Lineage: Eukaryota; Viridiplantae; Streptophyta; Magnoliopsida; Brassicales; Brassicaceae.